UGAUAUAUUUUCAUCUUCAAAUUUUCUAUUAUUUUUGCCCUUGCUUUUUUUUUUUUUAAAAAGGAGAAAAUCAAGCUUUUUCAAAUUUGCAGCAUGAGUCACUUUCUUUAGAAAGUAGGGCUUUAUGCAUUACAAAGGCAAGCCUAACUGCUUUCCUUGCCUGUUCCCAUAGAAACUCCUCUAGCUGAUGCCCCUGUGAAGACUGCAUUCCAAGUAACACCAAGCCCUUCAGAUGCUGAGCUACUCUGCAGUAAUGAAGAAUAUUUUAAAAGUUUGUGAAACUCUUGAAAGCACAGAAAAGUACUUACACUUCCAAAACAUGAAGCCUUGCAAGACUUCCUUUUAUUCAAGGGCCAUUUGAUGUUAGUACACAGAGCUGUUAUAAGAUCAGCUGUGGUGAUCUCUCCCCACUGUGGUGGCUGUGAACAUCACUCACCUUCUUUGUAAGGGAGACAGAAUGUGAGGGUGACCUUGUGGGAUUUUUCCAGGCAGUGAUGUUGCUGUAGGAACAAUGGCAGACUAUUCUGUGCUCAACACAGAUGUCUCAGACAUCUCACAAACAGCAACAGCAGAAGAAUAGCCCGUAACAUAUUCCAGUUUUCAUUUGUUCAGGGCCAGGCUAGGGGAAACCAUCUCGGCAAGCCAGAAUAGUCUUAUGAAAGAAAAGGACACUGAGAAGCAAAAAUCCGUGUCGUGCUGAAGAAGAUAGGCAGUGAAAUGUCCUUAUUGUCACCAAUUCUUAAGCAGCUUUCCGAAACAAGUUCAAAAUUGGAGCAGUGCAGUUGUAUUUUAAAAAGGAAAAAAAAAAUCUGGUAUUUAAUUGCAGCUUUCACUGAUUUUUUUUUUUCUGAUUCGCUAUUUGUCUAUCAUCUGUUCCGCUGGUACACCUACCACUUACUCUCUGCAACACAAAGUAGAUUGGUUGUUUUCAUGUUUAGCCCAUAGCACUCUCUCCCCACAUACAGAGAGCACGUAAAAUAUAAAUAAAUCCCAACAAAGAAAUGUUAACCCUCCUCUCCUCCAGAAUUUAAUACAAUAUAAUGUUAGCUGUAUAGAUUUUGCUGAAAAGACUCAAAGCAAUCUAGAGUAGCAGCAUUGGGAAUUGUCUCAGGAUGUUCUAUUCCCCCCUGUAAGCACUAGAAGUAAGGAAGUUACUUAUACGGAAGUCCCCUGCAGACGUGUCUCUUGGCAGUUGGCUGGCAUUAGUGUCUUAAAACAGCUUGAAGUUCUAAUAAAGUUUGUCCUGCAAUUGGGACAAAUAAUCUCUCCUCGUAAAGUUUUUCUGUGUGAACUGCUUUUCUUCAGCGUGGGCAGUACGCUGUCCUCUCUUCAGGCAAGCAGCCUGCUUUCAGUGAUUUCAUUUUUGAAGAAGUUUGCUCUUGCACAUAGGAGGGAAUCACAUCUGCUUUGACAGUCCAUAGGCCAGGCAAAUUUGAGUUCACUUAUCUGUUACAUGUGUCUUCUUCCUAGCACGCUUGCUUUUUUCCACAUCCUUGAUUUCUGAAACCCCACAGAAGAAUUAUCCUCCUUUCUGCAGCAACAUAAUGCCACUGUUGCCUCAGCUCCUUGCAUUGUACCUCUAUCCAGGGAUAACCAGAAAGAACUAUAGGCGGUGGUUUCAGUCUCUUAACAACUGGAUAACGCAGUAUCGCCAAAUGCUGAUGGAAGGAAAAUACAGUGUUCAAUUUGAUCCUGAAAUCUUCUGCUUAUUGGCCCAAAAUAAGUAGGAAUAACUAUUUUUUAAUUUGGUCUCUUCUGUUAGUGGCUGGUAACUAGCACUAGCGUUCUCCACUAGGCUCGGUAACUGCGAGGAAUGGCUAUGGAAGAUCCUGACAAGAAGACUGCAGUAGUACUGCUGGCCUGUGGGUCCUUCAACCCCAUCACCAACAUGCAUCUAAGGCUGUUUGAGCUGGCUAAAGACUACCUUCACGAAACAGGAAAAUACAAAGUAAUCAAAGGAAUAAUUUCUCCAGUAGGCGAUGCCUAUAAGAAGAAAGGUCUGAUCAGUGCAAAUCACCGAGUGACUAUGGCAAAACUAGCUACAAAAAACUCGGAUUGGGUGGAAGUGGAUGAUUGGGAAAGCAGCCAGAGUGAGUGGUUGGAAACACUAAAAGUUUUAAGGUACCAUCAUCAAAAGCUUUUAUCUCCAGAUCCCACUAAUAGUCUGCAGAAUGCUAUACCUUUAACAAAGCCAGGACGGAAGAGGAAACAGGAACCAAACAGGCAUGAGCCUGUUAAAAAGAAAAAUCAGAGUCCAGAUAUAAAAAGUGUCCCACAGGUUAAACUGCUUUGUGGAAGUGACGUGCUGGAAUCUUUUGGGAUCCCCAAUCUGUGGAAGUCGGAGGACAUCACUGAAAUUGUGCAAAAUCAUGGCCUUGUAUGCAUCAGCAGGGCUGGAAACAGCGUUCAGAAAUUCAUCUAUGAAUCUGAUAUUUUGUGGAGGCAUAAGAAUAACAUUCACCUUGUGGAAGAAUGGAUCACAAAUGACAUUUCCUCCACCAAGAUUAGGAGAGCGCUGCGGAGGGGCCAGAGCAUUCGUUACCUAGUGCCUGAUGAAGUUCAAGCAUACAUAGAAAAAAAUAAUCUGUAUAGUCCAGAGAGUGAAGAUAGGAAUGCUGGGGUUGUCUUGGCUCCCUUACAGAAGCAUGCAAGUGAUUCCAAGAACUAACAGGCGCUAUACAACUAACUCACCUUCUGCUGUGAAAAAAGCUACAGUUCAGUUCAGGAAAAUGUGGGUUUGGGUUUUUUUUUUGUUUUGUUUUUUUGUUUUGUUUUUUUUUUUUAAGUAAAUAGUGGGGUGAUUCUGUGGCUUUAGUACAUAUGUAGUUGCUUUUGAGGUUUGGUGCACUCAAUAAUCGGACCUACACAAUCUUUUUUAGAUCCAACAAUAAGAUUUUCACGUUUAAUUGUUCUGUCACAAUGCAGUGAACUAAGUGUAAGAAUUCACACUUGCAUAUGAGAAUUAAAAAUUAACAAAUGAAACAAAAUGUUCUGUUUAGUUUUAACUCAGACUGCUCUGACUGCUAUUUAUAAAAUACAUACAUAUUCAUAAUAACUUACAGUGUCUUACCAGACAAAGCCUUUUCAUUUCAAAAUGGACCACUUAGUGAUAGUAAAUCUAUAUAACUUUUUUUUUUUUUUAAAUUGCCAACAUGUGGUGCAUCUCAAAGAAAUUAUUUUGCUAUAUUCUAGAAGGGAAAAAUUUACUGCUGGCUGAAGUGGUGCUACAUAUGCCCCGCUUUGAGUUGCCUGCCUUUCAAAUAUGCAGCCUGCUUGUCUGGUGUCAUGCAAUUUGCUCCCAGAAAUGCCUUGUGCUUUACUUUUCCAUUCAUGUUCCCAGAGCUGUACAUUAAGCACAGCACUGUUUCUCAUGAAAGGACAGACCUACUUCAGAAACUGGUUUAUAGCUGUUGAUUUAAUGGAAAGAAAUAAAUAAUAGUGUCAUUACACUGAUUCUCAGACAGUUGUCCCUUUAUUUCAAAUAAUAAAUAAGCUUUUACUUUUGAGCUGAAUGUAUGUAGCCAGAAUUGUUUUCUAUAACUGGAGUGGAGCAGAAAUGGUAGGAGGAUAUUAAGACUGUACAUAAGUGAAAUGUUUUUCUUUGCUAGAAAGUUGGUUUUGCAUGUAACAGUAUACUGUGUAUUAUGUGAAUAUAAACUAGACAGGCACAGCGAAUGUCAUGGUGAUAGAAUUAUACCUCCCUUUAUUUGCCGUCA
Messenger RNA from Phalacrocorax carbo (great cormorant), 3716 nucleotides. Lineage: Eukaryota; Metazoa; Chordata; Aves; Suliformes; Phalacrocoracidae. The record is from RefSeq and is a predicted model, not a curated record.